AUCUCUAAACCAAUCUGUUGUAAUGUGUCACGUCUUUCGCACCACUAUGGAAGCAAUUCCGCAUACCGUCGACACAAUGAUGACGUUAUUUAGCGUACUACUUGCAGCAGCAAGGUUUCUCACUCAGUACCAUCGAAAUACAUUGAAGCUUCGAACUGUGGAACGAUUCUCACGAGCGAUAUGGUUAAUUAUAUUUAUUUGUAUAGCAAUUGGCCUAUUAAGGUUUUUUGAGCACGAAACAACUGUUUACCAAUUCUGUAUGGAUACGGAACCAACACCUAGAUGGGCAUCUCGCUGCAUGGUCCGAGAUGGUGCAUUAAUGAGUAUUUUGACACGGUCAUUUUGGAAGGUAUUCCUGCCACUUUCUGAUUUCGUGGUGCAAUUCUUGUUGCCUGGCUGCCUCCUAGCAUUACUUCACGUUGGAUUUAUUCGCGAACCGGAGAUAGACAUGGGAGACAUGACCAGACACAAUCGCUUCGGACGUACACCUCGAGAUCAGACACGAAUACUCAUCACUACAGUAACAAUUGCAUUUCUCGUUGUUCAAGUACCCACUGCUUUCAUUACAACAUUGAGCCUCACUAUAAAUCAUUUUCAAAACAAUAAUGCACUUACGAUGAAUUCAGUGAUGAUACUUGCCUUGGUGACUGGUCACCUUCAACCGAUGCUUUCAAUCAUAACCAUUGCCGCUAAUUGUGCAGCUUUAUUAACCGCCUACUAUGUUAUUGUUAAGGACGACGACGUAGACGUGGGCGACUCACGAAAUUCUCUUUCGGAAACAGAAGGACCACAUGAGUUGUUAUUACGACACGAACGUGAACGACGUAAUACAAGGCAAGUAUGGACGAGCUUGCGAAGGUGGGGCCGCAUGCAGCCGAAAGAAAGCAGCAUGCGGCAACAUUUGCUGUGCAGCCGUCUCAGUUCUGCUUAUCUUCUGUUCCUUUUCAUGAUCCAAAGUUAUGGAUCC
This is a messenger RNA of Strongylus vulgaris, 967 nucleotides long. The record is from the annotation of a GenBank genome assembly. NCBI's taxonomy places the organism in Eukaryota, Metazoa, Nematoda, Chromadorea, Rhabditida, Strongylidae.